UCCUCGCGAGCGGAUUUCGUCCGGUUGUUUUACCGGGAAAACACGGCUGCUUUUACGUCGUGUGUGUGUUUACAAAGAACAAAAAACAAACGGGAAAAAAACAACCCUCGCGUUUUUAAUGUAACGCGGAGGUAUCGGUGAGCAAAGUGAGUGGCGGUGCACAAGGUGCGCGGCGCCUCGUGAAGGUGAAGCCACGUCGGAUGUUUUUAGCCGUGACACCGGCCCACGCGACCAGGUACCGGCCCACCGGGAGCAGCUCUCCGGUCAGCGCGGUGCGACACGUCGUGGUAAAAAGCCCAAAAUGAAGGCGGGAAGAUGGCGUUGUUGACUCUGGAUCGUCUCUUCAUUUUCGCAGUUUGAAUGGAUUCGGACAUGUAGACGUACGACCCGGGGCUUUUUUUUUAAGGAUAUAAAAGGCCGCUGAUUGUUUCCAGCGAAGUCCGGUGCGACCGUCUCCCGCCGAUGGCGACGACGGACACCAAAGUGGCGUGCGGCGCCGGCGCGGCGGGCCUUUCGUGGGCGCGCGUGUGCAAGGAGUGCGGCCAGCAGCACGAGGGCUCGGACUGCCACCUGUACGAGUACCAGGACGAGGUGGACGAUGAACUGAUCUGCCACAUCUGCCUGCAGCCCCUCCUCAAACCUAUGGACACCCCGUGCGGCCACACGUACUGCUUUCACUGUCUCAGCAACUUCCUGAAGGAGCAGGACUUCUGCCCCGUGGACCGCCUGCGGCUGCAGCUGCACCAGUGCCGUCCCUCCAGCCUGCUGGUCAGGAACCUGCUGGACAAGCUGAGCGUGGCGUGCCCCCACUCGGCCGAGUGCCAGCAGCAGAUGCAGCGCUGCGAGCUGCAGCCUCACCUGCACAACAGAUGUCCUGUUUUUAGACGACUGAGGGAGGAAGCAGAGAAGAGGAAGAGGCCCUCGUGGAACGAGCUGAAGGGGCGUAAGGGCGAGGGGGAGACUGCUGGCGAUGCCAAACAUUCAGCAACACAGUCCCGAAACCCUGCCAGAGAUCCGCCUGAGCCGGGGCUGAUUAAUCCCGCCUACGAAGAGAGUGAGGAUGACAACACCCCCCUGCGGUCCAGCCUGGUGGCCGAGGCCAUCGUGGUGGAGCUGUUCAGAGGGGAGCCGGAGGAGGACCUGGGCCUCCGCAUCGUGGGGGGGAAGGACACGCCGCUGGGGAACAUAGUCAUCCAGGAGGUCGUCCGAGACACGCUGGCAGCCGCCGACGGCAGGCUGGCCCCGGGGGACCACAUCUUAGAGGUGAACGAUGUCAGUCUGGCCUCCGUCCCGCACGCCCGAGCCAUCGCUGUGCUCCGCCUGCCCUCCCUCCUCCGCCUCACAGUCAUGCAGGAGAAAGGCUUCAAGUCGAGGGAGCGACAGUCCGACCAUCACGCCUCCUCCUGCCCCGCUGCCCCGCAGCCCUUCCCUGAUCCCCACGGCAACGCCACCUCCAAUCACAACCCCGGCACGGUCCUCCAGGUGACGCUGAUGAAGAGCCUGCGCACCGAACCGCUCGGCAUCAAACUCAUCCGCAAGUCGGAGGAGAGCGGGGUUUUCAUCCUGGACCUGCUGUCGGGUGGUCUGGCAGCCAAAGAUGGAAAGCUGAGGAAGAACGACAAGGUUUUAGCCAUCAACGGACACGACCUGAGGCACGGGACACCGGAGAGCGCAGCCCAGAUCAUUCAGGGGAGCGAGGUGCGCGUGAACUUCGUGGUGAUGCGACCCGCCGCCGACGCUCAGGAAGAGGGCGCGAGCAGCCGGGAUGGGCCGCACGGCCGAGCCAACAGGAGGGCGCCUGAGCCGCAGUACUUCAAGCGCCGGUCCACCUACGUGAAGGAUCCUCCGGGUGGGUUUUCCAGCCAGGAGAAGACUGUGAGUCUGAAGAAGGAGCCUCGGCUCUCCCUGGGCAUCACCAUCGCCGGGGGGAGGGACUGUCGCAGCCGACUGCCCGUUUACAUCACGAGUGUGCAGCCGGUGGGCUGUCUGCACCGGGACGGCACCAUCAAAAGAGGCGACGUUCUGCUGAGCAUCAACGGCGUGGACCUGACCCAGUUGACCUACAACGAGGCGGUUUCAGCGCUGAAGACCCAGACGGCUCAGUCCCAGGUGGCACUCCGAGUCAUCCAGACACACUCGGAGGACCCGGAGGAGGACGCCGAGGCCGCCAACCAGGACCAACAGGACGCCGCGGACGACCCGCGAGAGGACGCCCUCAACUGGACGCCGCUGUGGACCCGCUGGCUGGGACUGCCGAGUCCCAUGCACUGGUGCCGGGACAUCGUCCUGCAGAAGACCAACAACGAGAGCUGGGGCUUCAGCAUCGUCGGCGGCUACGAGGAGAGCCACGGCCAGCAGCCUUUCUUCAUCAAGACCAUCGUGCCCGGCACGCCCGCUCACUUCGACGGGCGCCUCAAGUGCGGCGACGAGAUCGUGGCGGUGAACGGCGCCACCACGGUGGGCAUGAACAACUCCUCCCUCAUCCCCAUGCUCAAGCUGCAGAAAAACAAAGUCACGCUGACGGUGGUGUCCUGGCCCGGCAGUCUCGUGUAGCCAAACGGCGCUAUUUGCUUCUACCGGCGCGCAGCUCGUCGUUGUUGAACCUUUUGUAACACAGAGCGUGUUUGCUGAAGAGGACUGUAGAAGCAUGUUUGUCUCCGCGUUCCUUUCACACUCGAAGGGCAGAUGCACAAAAUGGGAUCGAUCGGGGUGCAAAGACGAUGACAAUCAGUGAAUUGUGGACAAACUGGAAAGAUGGUUGUUGGGUCUUUUUGGAACAACUUCUUCUGAGUACUUCUUAUUUUUGCUUUCCUUUUUAAAUCAUGCCAUCAUCGGAGGGAUUUCUGUAAACGAUGAGAUGUAGCGCUUACGAUGUAUGUAGAUGAAGUGUAAGUAUGUAGAUUACUUGUAUAACAAAAAUAGCUGCUGUUGUAAUGGACUCAUGCCAAAGACAGAACAACCAUCCUCUUCUGUAGCUUUUGUACCUCCUGUGAUUUUAUUUUAACUUUAAUUUACACUUUUAAAACGUGCAUCAGAAUGAUGAAGCAAUGACAGUAAUUGAGUUAAAUAGAGUCCAAGUCGAGGCAAAAAUCAACAGCUGCAGCUACAUAAAGCGACUCUGUUUUUAACAGGAUGGAAACCGUUGGUUCAUUUUCUCUUAUAUUAGCAAAUUCUGCAACAGGAAAUACUUUUAUAUUGUUGUUUUAAAACUGUGAGCUGAUGAUCUUAAGAAGCGUUUAUGCUGAAUGGCUUCCAUAGGUGUGUGCCUUGUAGAUAUUGAAGGACAAACCAGAAUGUAUACUUGCCUUAAAUUUCCACUGCACCAAAAUGUGUUUCCCAUCAUAAUUUUCUCACAACGUAAAUGGAAUUUCAAAGGACAGAUUUGUUCAGAUAAAUCGGUGUUACCUCGUUCUUUUUGUGUGUCAACACGUUCCCAGUGGCCUUUCUUGUGCAUCACUUGAGACAAGACUUAAUUGAGAAUUUGUUUGAGAUUGGCAGUGGAAUACAGUGUAUACAGUUGGUAAUGUAUGUAUUAGGCUGUCCACUGUUUUAUUAUGCUCAAUAAAGUCAUUACAAAUCACA
Messenger RNA from Gasterosteus aculeatus aculeatus (three-spined stickleback), 3582 nucleotides. The record is from RefSeq and is a predicted model, not a curated record. NCBI's taxonomy places the organism in Eukaryota, Metazoa, Chordata, Actinopteri, Perciformes, Gasterosteidae.